Messenger RNA from Vicia faba (fava bean), 1113 nucleotides. Lineage: Eukaryota; Viridiplantae; Streptophyta; Magnoliopsida; Fabales; Fabaceae. The record is from the annotation of a GenBank genome assembly.
AUGGGUUGUUGUUUUCGUGGCUCCAAAACUCUUCCACCAAUGGAAAAAAACACCACCAUGAUAAUACCAAAAAAGAGUACUCUCAGACAAGAAACCCUAAUACAAAUUCCAGGAUGUAGGGUUUAUCUAAUGGAUGAAGGAGAAGCACAUGAACUUACUCAAGGAAAAUUCAUGAUCAUCAAAAUAUUCGACGACAACGUUUCGUUAGCAACAAUUAUUAAAAUAGGAAACAAUGUUCAGUUUCCUUUAACAAAAGAUGAACCAGUAGUGAAAGUUGAUUCUCUUCAUUAUCUAUUUUCAUUGGCUGUGAAAGAUUGUGUUGAGCCUCUUAGCUAUGGUGUAACUUUUCCACAAGAGUUUCAUGGAAGCAUGGCUUUGGUUGAUACUUUUCUUAAGGAACACUCUUGCUUUUCUGAUUUGAAGUUGAGUAAGAAGAAGAGUGAUCUUGAUUGGGAAGAGUUUGCUCCAUGUGUUGAAGAUUAUAAUCAUUUUCUUGCUAAGGCUAUUGCUGGUGGAACUGGUCAGAUUGUUAAGGGUAUCUUCAUGUGUAGUAAUGCUUACACCAAUCAGGUCCAAAAAGGAGGACAAACUAUCUUAAAUAAUGCUUCAGAUAAGAAAAAUGAUGGCAUGGUUAGAGAAAGUAUGAACAACAAAACUUCUGUUGCCACAAAGAACAGAAUGAAUGAAAAUCUCAUACGUGUGAGGAAGCUUACAAAUAUGACAGAAAAGUUAUCAAAAUCUUUGCUGAAUGGUGUUGGAAUAGUGAGUGGUUCAUUGAUGGCUCCUGUGCUUAAAUCUCAACCAGGACAGGCAUUCCUAAAGAUGCUCCCAGGAGAGGUUCUUUUGGCCUCCCUUGAUGCAGUCAACAAGGUUUUUGAAGCAGCAGAAGCAGCUGAAAAACAAACUUUUUCUGCUACCUCUCAAGCUGCAACAAGAAUGGUUUCUAACAGGUAUGGGGAAGAUGCAGGGGAAGCUACAGAACAUGUAUUUGCAAGUGCAGGACAUGCUGCUAAUACUGCAUGGAAUGUUUCUAAGAUAAGAAAAACUAUCAAUCCAGCUUCUUCAGCAGCCACUCUGAGAAACUCUGCCAGAAAUAGAUAUAUUGGAUAUUAA